Messenger RNA from Musa acuminata subsp. malaccensis (wild Malaysian banana), 3144 nucleotides. RefSeq names its product putative pentatricopeptide repeat-containing protein At3g49142. Lineage: Eukaryota; Viridiplantae; Streptophyta; Magnoliopsida; Zingiberales; Musaceae. Gene Ontology annotation, biological process: RNA modification. Gene Ontology annotation, cellular component: intracellular membrane-bounded organelle. The record is from RefSeq and is a predicted model, not a curated record. Gene Ontology annotation, molecular function: protein binding; RNA binding; zinc ion binding.
CGCAUAGCAAUAGUCUCCGACGAGGAAGCUGUAAUCUGGAGAGGGACGAGGCUUCCUCCAUCGGCCCGUUUCUCUCUCUCGCUCUGUGCCUGCCCCUUCUCAACCUAAACCUUGUGUGCAUUAAUUAUAUAGGGGCGAAUGGGAAGGCUUAAUCGUAUCAUGUUGACGAGGGCCACCGUCGUUGCUGCUCCCACUGUCCUCUACGUAUCCAGAGAGACCAAACAUCGAAGACUCCUCUUUCUCCCCCGCGCCAUCUCCCACUACUCCCACGAACUCACCGCGCCCAUCGACGCCGACGGAGGCGGCGACUAUGAAGGCGGCAAUGCCGCCUUAAUCCAAGCUCUGGAUGACUGCCGCUCCCCGCGCACCUUGCGGUCGCUCCACUCCCGCCUCCUCCACCGCCCGCGUCUCCUCUCGGACCCCGCCGUCCAGAUCAAGCUCAUGCGCGCCCUCGCCUCGUGCGGAGACCCCCACGGGGCCCGCCGCGUGUUCGACGGUGCGCCCCAUAAGAACGCCGUCUUCUUCAACGUCAUGAUCCGGAGCUACGUCAACCACGGGCUCCACGGCCACGCCUUCCGCCUCUUCGCCGACAUGUCCCUGCGCCAUCACGUGAAGCCCGACAAUUACACAUUCCCUUGCGUCCUCAAGGCCUGCGCUGGCUCCGACCACCUCGCCGGCGGGCUUCAACUCCACGGAGCCGUUACCAAGCUUGGCCUCGACACCAAUAUCUUCGUGGGCAACACGCUUAUCGCCUUGUACUGGAGGUGCGGGGGAUUGUCAGACGCCUUACGCGUGUUCGAUGAAAUGCCGACUAAGGAUGUUGUGUCUUGGAACGCGAUGAUUGCUGGGUAUGCACAGAACGGCCAGUACGACCGUGCUAUCGAGCUCUGCGAGAAGAUGGUUGCACUGCGGAAGCCGAAACCUGAUGCCGGUACUAUGGCGAGUAUCUUGCCUGCUAUGUCAAACACCAAUCAGAGUGCUAUGUCAAACACCAAUCAGACCGAUAUACAUCUUAUAAGAAAAAUGUUCGACGAAAUGGGUAAGAAAGAUUUGGUUUCUUGGAACGCGAUGAUUGCAAUAUAUGCAAAUAAUUCGAUGUCAGCAGAGGCAGUAGAGCUCUUCACAAGUAUGGAGAUGGCUGGAGUAGAACCCGACACGGUUACACUUGCCAGUGUUCUGCCUGCUUGUGGUGACUUGUCGGCUCUCUCUCUCGGAAAGAAAAUACAUGAAGUUAUCGAGAGGAAAAGAAUGCUCCCCAAUCUGGUGCUGGAGAAUGCUCUGGUGGAUGCGUACGCCAACUGUGGAAGUUUGGAUGCUGCAAGGGAGGUGUUUGAUGGUAUAAACGGGAAGGACGUAGUCUCUUGGACUUCCAUCGUAUCAGCCUAUGGGAUGCACGGGCAUGGCAAGAAAGCUAUCGCUCUCUUUGAGCAGAUGCGGAAAUCAGGCGUAAAACCUGAUCCUGUUGCCUUUAUCUCAAUUCUUUCUGCUUGCAGUCAUUCGGGACUGCUGAACGAGGGAAAAUACUACUUCAAGUGUAUGACAGAAUGCUAUCAUUUUGUUCCAAGGAUCGAGCACUAUGCUUGCAUGGUGGACCUCCUAGGCCGUUCUGGACAUGUUGAUGAGGCUUAUGAUUUCAUUCUGAAGAUGCCCAUAAAGCCGAACGAGAGAGUGUGGGGGGCAUUAUUAGGUGCUUGCAGGGUGCAUUCAAACAUGGAAAUCGGGUUGGCUGCUGCAGAUCAUUUAUUCAAAUUAGUUCCGGAGCAAUCUGUCUAUUAUGUGCUUUUGUCCAAUAUCUAUGCUAGAGCUGGAAGGUGGGAAGAUGUUAUGUCGGUGAGGAAUUUGAUGACCAACAAAGGAAUCAAGAAACUGCCUGGCUGUAGUAAUGUUGAGCUUUGGAACAAGGUACAUACCUUUCAUAUAGGUGAUAGGUCGCACCCACAAUCUAAAGAAAUCUAUGAGAAAUUGGAUGUUCUAAUGAGGAGGCUGAAGGAGUUGGGAUAUGUUACUGAGACCGAGACUGCUCUUCAUGACGUUGAGGAGGAAGACAAGGAGGGUCAUCUUUUGGUGCAUAGUGAAAAGCUAGCAAUCGCCUUUGUGCUCGUAAAUACUACCCCAAAAACCCCAAUCCGGAUAACGAUGAACCUUCGGAUGUGCGGGGAUUGUCACCGUGCUGCGAAGCUCAUUUCGAGCAUUGCUGAGCGCGAGAUUAUCAUCAAGGAUACUACGAUAUUUCACCAUUUUGAGCAUGGGGUUUGCGCAUGUGGAGAUUAUUGGUGAAAAAGGCCUAAUGGUUUGGAUCGGUGCAUAAGAUUCAUACCAGUGAAAACACAACGCAGAUUUCACCAUUAUGUGGUGAAAAAGAGAAAAUUUGGUUUCGGUGGCUACAGAAUUGUUUCGGAUGCUUGUGGCUUGGGCUUGGAUCCAUGUUUUACGGCAAAGCAGUUUGGAGAUGUUGGUGUCUAUUUGCUACGAAAAUAAACAAUUUAUCAGCUUUAUCUUCUAAUUUUCAAAGGAACAACAUGAUGCUUUUGGAGAAGGUGCAAGGAAUUUCUUGUGCUGAAACAUUAGGGCAAUAGAAAGAAGUUUGUCAAGAUGAUAUCAUCAUGUCUGAGAGUCAUUGUGUGCUUGCCAGCAUGACACUUCGACUCUUACACAGGAUCUUGUUUGUCAUAGGAUCUACAGCAACCUGAUACAUUUGGUUGUGUCAAUCUCUUGGUACUCAACGACACUAGCUUGUGGUCAAAAUUCCAGGCAGUGGUGAUCAGUCUGCUUCAACCUUUUACGUAUCGGCAAGUGAGUUUUCGCCUAAUACGGAUCACUAUUCGAAAGUUAUCAACAGCAUGGAAUCGAAAGGAAGUCUUGAGACUGCGGCCACUUUGAACUGCUAAAAUCCCUCAUGCAAGGGCAUCCUUUUCGUUUUGCCAUUCCUCACUCAGAGAGCAAGCAGCGUCAUGCUCGAUCGUCAAAUGUGUAUUUCUACUUAAUGAUCAACUAGGUUAUGGAUCUUCUGUUGUAUAACACAUCUAUUCCAAGGAGGGAUGAAAGAGGAUCAGAACUCCUUUCCGAUUUUGAUAAUUGUAUUUGGAUUCAAGUCUGAUGAGAUUCAUACAUAUACAACUAGUCAUCUGUAACACCCCGAAUCAA